Messenger RNA from Myiozetetes cayanensis, 5496 nucleotides. It is a transcript of the gene IL18BP, whose product is annotated as interleukin 18 binding protein. Lineage: Eukaryota; Metazoa; Chordata; Aves; Passeriformes; Tyrannidae. The record is from RefSeq and is a predicted model, not a curated record. The coding region runs from base 677 to 1150 and encodes 157 amino acids. The transcript is spliced from 5 exons. Gene Ontology annotation, molecular function: interleukin-18 binding.
CGUGCCCCUUCUCAGGCUUCCCACAGCCAAGCACCAGAGUGAAGCCUGGUUUGGGUCCUGGGGGAUUCCUCUCCGCUAAGCUGUUGUCUUGCCCCAUCUCGAACACCCAGUUAUCAGCAGCCGGGGCUCCUCCGACUUGCUGUGCGUGCUCAGACCCCCGGGGGCUUAACCCGCCUCCCUGUCUUGUGCAGACCCUGACUUGCCCCUGACUCCAGAGUGUCGGGGGACAAACCGGCAUGUCCCAGAGUCCUGUGACGCCCCUUGGCUCAGCCUGUGACCCACGUGAUGGAGACGGGGUCCCAACCGAGCCCCGCUCCUUCAUCCCUGGGAGGCGCAUGGAUGCUCGCACAGGGGCAGGUGGGACACACGGUGUGCUGGUCAUGGGAGUGCCUGAGGGACGUUCGCCCCAGGUGGAGCAUAGGGGGCACGGAAUGCUGGGGACAGCAGGCACGUUCUCGGAACCAGGGGAUAUGGGGCCACUCGCCCUAUGGACACGCAGCGGGGCCGGUGCGGGUCCCGAUCGGCGUUUAGAUGUGGAUCCCGGUGCCGUGGCGUCGCGCCACAUCGGCGGGGCCGGAGCCGGAGCCACGGGCGGUCCCAGUGAGUCACGGCGCUGCCGCUCGCCCCGCCCCGGGGCCGCCCCUUAAAGUGCCGCCGUGGCGAGCGCCGCCGCCCCAUGGCUGAGCCACGGCUGCCCUGGCCCCCAGGACCCUCUGCCUGGUUCCUCCUGCUUCUGCCCUGCUGGGCCCUGGCCGUUCUCUGUGCAGGUGCCAUGGCCCUGCAACUCCCCAGCAUCACCACCCUGCGGAUGCCAGCAGAGGCCCCCUGUCCAGGCAAGAGUGUGACAGUGUCAUGCGAGGUGACAAGCGGGCUCCCAGAGCUGACGCUGCUUUACUGGCUGGCGAAUGGCUCCUUUGUGGAGAGCCUGUACCCGGAUGGGGCCGUCCGUGAGGGGACAGUGCAAGAGGAACUGUGGGGCUCGGGGGUGGCUCUGCUCCGUGACCUGCACUUCAGCUCCUUCAACACCCAGCACCUGCUCACCAACUUCACCUGCGUGGUGCUCAGUCCUCUCGGUGUCGACACCAGGGAGGUGCGGUGGCCCCCGCCAGCACCAGCCCCUGUCACUGUCAAGACAGGGGGGCUGGGCUGAGACCAGGGAUCAACUCGUGACUGGUGAGCAAGAGGGUCCCUGCUCCAGCAGCACCGCACUGCUAUGUGCGCGUGUGACACCUCCAUAGAGGCCCAUCUCCGUGACCUGCUGUUGGGACACAUGGCCCCACAUGUGCUGGCCCCACUGAGCCUGGGGCUCCUGAUGCCUGGGCCAGCCCCGGCCCUGCCUGUAGCUGGCUAUGGGACCCCAGGGUUUAUUAAAGUACAUCAAGGCUGCCUGGUUGUCACCUGCAUCCUGGGGAUGGUGCUGCCCAUGAGUGCACAGGGCUCUUGUGGGAUGAGGAGGGAGGGAGAGGAAGUGGCCCUGGUGCCCGUGAAGGGCAGGAUCCAUCCCUGACCCUCUCUCUGCCUGGCGAAGGGCUGGAAAACCAUGGUCAGUCCCAAAUCUGCCUAGGGAAUGCCUGGCCCCACGGCUGUGCUCUGCUCUGGAGGAGGAGGGUAGGUGGGGAAGCCCUGGGGUGCAGGGACCCCCAGGAGAUAGGCCCAUCACAUCGGCCUCUGCACUUGGGGGAAGUUGAGGCUGUCCCCCAGCAUGGCAUUGCUGAGCCCCACCUACUGUUCCAUGGGGCAGCCCCCCUAACCAUCCUGUCCUGGCAGGGCUCCUGCUCUUAGGUACUGGGACUGGGGUCCCCGGUGACAGCCCCCUUCCUGCUCAUGGGGGGUGUGACCCCCCUGGGCUGCGGGACAGCCUGGACCCCUUGAGCAAGACUGGGCUGCAGGCAUUGCACUGCAGCACACUCAGGAUGUGGGAGGGAUAGAGGGGGCUGGAGAAGCCCCCAGCUGCAGCCCCAUGAGGUGCCCCCAGUCCAGGGAACCGCAGGAGACUCCUGGGGGACACUCCUGUCCCACAGCUACUCUUAGGAGCCAGGAUAAGGUAAGCAGUGGAGCAGCCACCUGGGCAGGGACCUGCCCAAAACAGCCCUGCUGCACCCCCAAGCCCUGUUGAUGCCAGCCCCCAUCCCUGGGACAGCCCCUCACAGACCCCAUCCUGACGUCUUCUUGAUGGGGUCGAGGUCAGUUGAGGGCUGUCAGUGGCAAGGGUCCUGGCCAGAAGGUGCUCCACAGAGGGCAGAGCCCCUGAGGGAAGCCCACAGAUGCCGAGGUGCUGCAGACAGGGAAGCAACUGGUUACUCCGCGAGUGGCUGGGGAGGUGGGGCAGCAGGAGCACAGCAACUCAGGGAGGGUGGUGGGGCCUGAGAGGUGGCUGUGGAGAGAGGCAGGGCAGGCUGGGGGAAAGCACCCCCAGCUCCAUCUCUGGCCAGAGCCCCUCCUUCACACAUGUCCCGGCACCGACCCAGAUCCCAGUGCUGGGACCAGCUGAGACCUGCCCUGCUGUGUCACCCACAAGAAGCAACUCCCUUGGGAUCCCAGCCAGAAGUGUGUCCCAAAGCCUUGUAGGUGCAGGUCAGGGUGCUCCUGACUGGGGAUGCAGUGCUUGCACCAAUCCUUCUCUCAUGCUGCUGAGGAUGCAGUAAGUUGUGGCUCAGAUCAGCAGCAACAUCUCUCCCUGGGAGCCCCUGUGUCUGCCCAGCAGGGCACGGAACACUUGGAGGAUCAGAGGCAAAGAGGGGGGACCAUGGGGCCAAAACUGGUGACACUGGGGUGACAGCCCACAGCUGGGCCCCCAGUCUCACUUCCAAGCCAAAGUGAACCUCCAAAACGUCAUCACCCAUCUGGCUGAGCCACCUCUGGCUCCUCCUGUGACAGUGAUGGCACCUCGGCCAUGCUCACCCAUCACCCCCACACACCGUCAGGUUUCAUGUCCCUCAGGAGCAGGGUCCUCCCCAGAUGAGAGGUCCUAUCAGCCAAUGGCGAGACGGACAACAGCCAAACGUGGGGGGAUACCCAUGGGUGAUGAGGGGUCAGGGAGUUGAGAGUUGGAGGUGCUGGGGACACAGAGGGGUCCUGUGUCUUGCUGGGAUGGCACACAGAGGAUUUACUGUAGUGGGGUGAUUGUGAGUGGGCAAGCAGCACUGCCCCUGGUUGGGGGCAGGAAUCCAGCUGGGGGGGGUUCCUGGUGAGAGGAAGGAGACACUCUCCCCUUCGGGAGCCCUGGGACUAGGAGAAAGCUCUGGUGUGAGGAGAGAGCCUGGUCAAGGCAGCCCUGGAGGCCAAGGAAGAAGGGAAAGCAAAACCACAGAGUUUCUGUGCUCAUCUUAUUGUAAAUUAGUCUCAUUCCCAUUAGUGGCUGCUUCUGCUUACUGUGACCUGUGGAUGUGUCCACGCUGGAGCAAGAAACCCCAAGGUGUCUGUGGCCAUGGAUAUGUCUGUGCUGCAGCAGGAGCACCUCUGAAGGGAAUGUGGCCCAAGGACCGCAUGAUGGAGAAGAUACACCUUGAAGCAUCUCCGGCUGUGCAGGAAGUCAUGCUGGAGCACCUUGAAGUGUGUGGCCAUGGAUAAACCCACAACAGAGCAGGUACACCCCUGGAAGGACUGCAGCCAUGGAGAAGGUCAGGCUGCAGCAGGUAUAUGCCCCAUUCCUGGAAGUGUUCAGUGUUGGAUGGAGCUUGGAGUGACUGGAUCCUAGUGGAAGGUAUCCCUGCCCAUGGAACGGGGUUGGAACAAGAUGACUUAAAGGUCCCUCCCAACCCAAACCAUUCUGUGAUUCUAUGAUUUUGUGAACGUUUGUGGGCAUUUUAUGGGCAUUUUAUGGACAUUUCACAGGAGUGAUCCACCGACAAAGGGAAUGAUAUCUGUAUAUGAUAGCAAAGGGUGGUGGUGGAUACUGGAUAGUGUGGGGCCUGAGCAGGAUGUACAUGGCAUAGAAUAAGAGGUGGAGAAUGUGCUGCAUUGGUUAGGGAGGAAGAGUUCCAUUUCUUCCCUGAGACUGGGGUUUGGAUUUGUGCUGGCCAGAGCACUGAUAACCCCUGGAUGUUUCAGUCAGUGCUGAGCAUCUUUGCUGCUCCUCACACUGCUCCAGCAACAGAAUUUUGGGGUUUUUAAUUGUGGGUUGGUUUAGCCGACACCAAGUGUGCUGGUAACAUCCCUGUCUCUGAGGGGAAUAGGAUCUUUGCGCAGGAGUUAGCAGGGCAUGUUGUGUGAGAGUUAAACUGGAUUUGAAGCGGGGAGGGGAUAAAAUCAGGACACUGGAGAUAAGCCUGGGGGUGACACCCCAGUGUUGAGGGACUGUGUGCUAGCGAGGUCCUUCAGUCUGCUGUCUCAGUAGAGAGGUAGGGAAUGGAGAUCCAUGCAGCAGCAAGUGUUACUGAUGUGCUAGAAACCAUGGAAGCUCAUGAGAAUGGUCACUCAGGAACUGGAGAUUGUCUUCCCAAAAAGCCACUGGGAUCAAUAACCCCACUAAAGUGCAUCUACCCCAAUGUCCACAGCAUGGGCAGCAAACAGGAGGAUCUGGUGCAACAGGAAAACUAUGGCAUAGUUGCCAUCAUGGGGACAUGGUGGGAUGACUGGCACAAUGGGAAUGGUGCAACUGAUAGUGGUGAACUCUUCAGAAGUGACAGGCAGGGACUGAGAGGUGGUGGGGUAGCCCUGUUAUUUAACAUAUUCAGUAGGGGGAGGCCUGGUGGUCUGCUAAGAGAGUGAUGGGACAUCUUUAAGUCUAUAGGUUUGGUCAGGAGGAGCUGUUAGCGGGGAUGGACAGUUCUGACUGUGAGAGCACUCUACAAGAAGGUGUUUGAAGUAAGACAAGACUCAUCAGACUAAUUCAGUAAACACUUUCUUAAAGAACAAAGUAAAUGUGAAACAACUGUUUUAGAAAGCAGUUAGAAUUUUUUUAAUACAUUGUAAGCUGAGAAUCGAAAUCUGCAGGUAAAGUUUAAGGUUGUGCCUCACACAGAAAAAGAUAUAACCAUGUACCUCUCAUUGCAAAAGAACCUGAGGCUCCCAUGGAAUAACUCUGGUUAGAUGGCAGCUCAGGAGAUCUGCAGUUGGGUCCUAAAAUCUCUCAAGGAUGGAGCCUGCACACCUUCAUUAGGCAACUUGCUCCACUGCCUGCCUGAUAUCGAGGGGCAACUUUUUUCCAUGUAUUAACCUCAUCUUCCCUUCUCCAGGCUGAGUGUGCCCGGCUUCCCCACACUUUUCUCACAAUCACAUGUACCCCUGCCCAUUUUGGUGGCUCUCCACUGGACCAUUUCAGUUGAUCUGUAUUUUCCCAGGGAAGGGCCUCUCAUCCAGCACAUGCUGGAUGUGUUGACACCUGCAGUUCCCCCAAAUUCAGGGAGCUUGACUUCGUCUUUUUUGAUGAUGGCAAACUGCUCACAUGUCCAGAAAUUCAAGCAUGCAGCAGUAACUGGGGAUGUAUGUAUUCUGGCUUUGUUGGGAAGAAACCAUGACAUUAAUAAAUCCUUUUUCUAACAGAGCUAAUUAAAA